CACCCAGUGUGGACACUUGCAUUCACGUUAAGAUUUUUGGGAAUGUGGAGGAAAAAGCGUGGGACGAAACAAAGCCACAAUGAGGUGGAGGAAAGAGGACACUGGGGCAGCAAGGUGGAAUUCCUCCUGGCUGUUGCUGGCAACAUAGUUGGCUUGGGCAACGUGUGGAGGUUUCCUUAUUUGUGCUACAAAAACGGCGGUGGUGCAUUCCUGGUGCCCUAUCUGGUGUUUGUGGUGACGUGUGGCGUACCGCUCUUCCUUUUGGAAACUGCCGUUGGCCAGUACACCCAAGAGGGUGGGAUCACAUGUUGGAGGAAGCUGUGUCCACUGGCUGAAGGUAUUGGAUAUGGAGGGCAGCUGAUCCUGCUCUACAGUUGCAUGACUUACAUCAUUAUUCUGUCCUGGGCUCUCUUCUACCUGCUGUUUUCCUUUAAGUCCCAACUGCCCUGGAGCACAUGUGACAACUACUGGAACACAGUGGAUUGUGUAGACUUCACAACAAGAAAUCACACACUGGAGGGCAGCAACCACACCAAAGGAACUUCAGCAGCAACAGAAUUCUGGGAACAUAGGGUGUUGAACAUCUCAGGGGGCAUUGAGGAAAUCGGCAGCAUUAGGUGGGAGGUGCUGCUGUGCCUCAUCGCCAUGUGGAUCAUAUGUUACUUCUGCAUCUGGAAAGGGGUUAAAUCUACCGGAAAGGUGGUGUAUUUCACCGCCACCUUCCCUUACAUUAUGCUGCUUAUCCUGUUGAUCCGUGGACUCACUCUUCCCGGGGCCAGACAAGGAGUGGUGUUCUAUCUUCUUCCAGAACUGUCACGACUCACAGACCCUCAGGUGUGGAUGGAAGCUGGCGCCCAGAUCUUCUUCUCAUACAGCAUUGGUGUGGGCACGCUCACUGUACUGGGCAGCUAUAACCCUUACAGCAACAACUGCUAUAAAGACUGUUUGUGGCUGUGUUUACUAAACAGUGGUACCAGUGUGGUGGCUGGUUUUGCAGUCUUCUCUGUGCUGGGGUUCAUGGCCCAUGAGCAGGGAGUUCCCAUUGCAGAAGUAGCUGAGUCUGGUCCAGGCUUGGCAUUCAUCGCUUAUCCUCAGGCGGUGGCCAUGAUGCCGUUACCUCAACUGUGGUCCAUCUGCUUCUUCUUCAUGAUCAUUCUCCUGGGCUUGGACACGCAAUUUGUUGCCAUGGAGGUAGUGAUCACGUCCGUGGUGGACAUGUUUCCCGCAGUGAUGCGCCAGGCGGGCAGACGGGAACGUUUCCUUCUCCUCUUUUGCCUCACGUGUUUCUUCUCCCAGCUCAUCAUGAUCACUGAUGGAGGAAUGUACAUCUUUCAGGUGUUUGACUAUUACGCCUGCAAUGGAGCCUGCAUCCUCUUUCUCUGUGUGUUUGAAACCUUGGCAAUAGGCUGGAUAUUUGGAGCAGAACGGCUAUUUGCCAUCAUCGCGGAUAUGACGGGCGAACGUGCUAAUCCUUUCUUCAGAAUCUGCUGGCUCUACCUCACACCCAUCGUUUCACUGGGGUCCUUUCUAUGUUCACUUAUUGAGUAUCAGCCCUUGACCUUUAAUCGCUGGUAUGUGUAUCCUACCUGGGCCUACGUAAUGGGCUGGAUCCUGGCCCUCUCCUCCAUCCUGCUGGUGCCAGGCUGGGCACUGUACAAGCUAAGCACUGCCACUGGAACCCUUAGUCAGCGUCUCCAUAAACUGUGCCGGCCCAAGCAGCCUGACCACUCGCUGACCAGAAAGGAAGAGACGGCACUGCAACCCAUCACUCGGGAGGAUCUCAUAUGAGUAACAGAAAAACACAAGGGAGACAAGCACUGGACAUCAGUCUAUUGUUUAUAUUAUCUAUACAUGCCACCAAUGUAAAGUUCAUUAUCUUACCCAUAGCUGACAUAUGUGCUAAGGAAGUCAUUUAAAUUUUCGAUGAACAUGUGAGUUAGUCUAUUCCAAUUUAAUCCUUGGAAAAAAGAAGUUCAUGAACAAUUAGGUUAUUUGCAAUUUUACAUUGGAUGUAUGACGAACAAAAUGUGAAAUAAAACUAUCGC
Molecule: messenger RNA, 2045 nt
Organism: Nerophis ophidion (straightnose pipefish)
Lineage: Eukaryota; Metazoa; Chordata; Actinopteri; Syngnathiformes; Syngnathidae
Product: sodium- and chloride-dependent GABA transporter 2-like
Exons: 14
Coding region: 43-1788 (581 amino acids)
Biological process (GO): sodium ion transmembrane transport
Cellular component (GO): membrane
Source: RefSeq, a predicted model, not a curated record